AAUUUGCUUCCGCUUCCGGUCUGCUCAAGGCGCUGGCGUGAAGCGCUUUGCAUUGUGGGACCUCCUUCCUUUCUUGCUCCCCAGCCAUCUUGGUCACUGCUUUUGGUUGGGGACCAUCCCACACCUACGGCAGGAAGAUGGUGGCCGCAAAGAAGACGAAAAAAUCUCUGGAGUCCAUCAAUUCUAGGCUCCAACUUGUUAUGAAAAGUGGAAAGUACGUGCUGGGGUACAAGCAGACACUGAAGAUGAUCAGACAGGGGAAAGCGAAAUUGGUCAUCCUCGCCAACAACUGCCCAGCUUUGAGGAAAUCUGAAAUAGAGUAUUAUGCCAUGUUGGCCAAAACUGGUGUCCAUCACUACAGUGGCAAUAAUAUUGAACUGGGCACAGCGUGUGGAAAAUACUACAGAGUAUGUACACUGGCGAUCAUUGAUCCAGGUGAUUCUGAUAUCAUUAGAAGCAUGCCAGAACAGACCGGUGAAAAAUAAACCGUGAAAAUUUUUCAUUAAUAAAACUUGCCAGAGCUUGUUUUAAAA
Molecule: messenger RNA, 533 nt
Organism: Fukomys damarensis (Damara mole-rat)
Lineage: Eukaryota; Metazoa; Chordata; Mammalia; Rodentia; Bathyergidae
Gene: Rpl30
Product: ribosomal protein L30
Exons: 5
Coding region: 138-485 (115 amino acids)
Cellular component (GO): cytosolic large ribosomal subunit
Molecular function (GO): structural constituent of ribosome; RNA binding
Source: RefSeq, a predicted model, not a curated record